AUGGCGUCCCCACGCGAGGAAAAUGUGUACAUGGCCAAGCUGGCCGAGCAGGCCGAGCGCUACGAGGAGAUGGUUGAGUUCAUGGAGAAGGUCGUCGGCGCUGUCGACGGCGACGAGCUAUCCGUGGAGGAGCGAAACCUACUAUCCGUUGCCUACAAGAACGUCAUCGGCGCCCGCCGCGCCUCCUGGCGGAUAAUCUCCUCCAUCGAGCAGAAGGAGGAGAGCCGCGGCAACGAUGCUCACGUAUCGGCCAUCAAAGGUUACAGAUCCAAGAUCGAGGCCGAGCUCUCUUCCAUCUGCGACGGCAUUCUCAACCUCCUCGACUCGAAGCUCAUCGGAUCUGCAGCCAGUGGAGAUUCCAAGGUCUUCUACUUGAAGAUGAAGGGCGACUACCACCGCUAUCUGGCGGAGUUCAAGACAGGAGCUGAGCGCAAGGAAGCAGCUGAAAACACGCUCUCCGCGUACAAAUCCGCUCAGGACAUUGCUAAUUCGGAGUUGGCUCCAACCCAUCCAAUCCGACUAGGACUGGCACUCAACUUCUCAGUCUUCUACUACGAGAUUCUGAACUCUCCUGACCGAGCUUGUAAUCUCGCCAAACAGGCUUUUGAUGAGGCCAUUGCUGAGUUGGACACUCUCGGAGAGGAUUCAUAUAAGGAUAGCACCCUAAUCAUGCAGCUUCUACGUGACAAUCUGACCUUGUGGACUUCAGACAUGCAGGAUGACAUAUCUGAAGAGAACAAGGAAGCACCAAAGCCUGACAAGGAGUAA
Molecule: messenger RNA, 768 nt
Organism: Striga hermonthica
Lineage: Eukaryota; Viridiplantae; Streptophyta; Magnoliopsida; Lamiales; Orobanchaceae
Source: the annotation of a GenBank genome assembly